CUCCGACGCCAUGAAAAAAAUAAGCAGAACGUGCUCACACAAUAUAUAAAUAUUUUAUAUUACUUGCUAUUAGACCACAACUGGGUUUUCUGUUUUAUUUUCCCCUGAUCGUUAGAGAAGGUAGUCUCCCUUUUCAGCAUUCUAACUUAAACCGAAUAAACGCCAUGCCACCUUUAGCCACUGCGGUACAACUUCAACCUGAAGACGAUGUCAAAUUGCCUGGCAUCAACGCCAUUCUCCUCGGACCCCCGGGUUCGGGUAAGGGAACACAGGUAAACAAUACCUUUUGUUUGUGACUCGCGUUGCAAAUAAUAUAUAUCUACUGAUUUUAAUUUUAGUUGUUUUUUUUUUUAGGCUCCAAAAUUAUUAGAGAAAUUUUAUUUGUGUCACCUGGCCACAGGAGAUAUGUUACGCUCUGAAGUAGCUUCAGGCUCCCAACUGGGCCAGACAGUAAAAAAAGUCAUUGAGUCAGGUAAAUUUGUUGACUCUAUGUGAACAAUAACUAUGAGCGUCUUGACUGUUUCUUCGGUGAUGGUGGUACUAAGGGUGUCAGUGAUUGAAUUGGGUCAUAGAAUCGGGUACUUCUACUCUUUCUUUUUUAAACAUAUUUUAAUUUUUCUCUUCUAAUUUUUAUAAAUUAAAUAAGUACAACAUAUUAUACUUUUUAGAAUCCGACUUGUAUAUUUUCGUCAGAUAUCUUAUAUUAUCUUAUAAAGACAUUAUGUUCACAUUUUACCAAAUUAGUUUUUCAAAACUUUACAUCAGAUGUGUAUGAAUCUAUAAAAAUUUUAUAUUUUAAUAAGGGUUCUUCAAUCACAAUCAGCUAAAAUUCAAAAUAUGUUUAAUGACAAAUGUCGUAAAAAAUGAUACUUGCUUUCGGCAACAAAUCAUUUUAUAAUAUUUUAUAGUAAUAUUCAUUACUCUUAUUUAAUCUGACUCUUAGUAUAAUUUCAUUUAUGAGUAAUUAAAUUAAUUUGUUUUGUAGUAUAUUGUUUGAAAUAAGUGUAUUUAUAUUUUGUAUUCAAAUUUAAGUGAUUUAUAUUGCUACUUCAAAUUGAUAUUUAGAUUAAAAUUAUUCUUAAUAAAAUUAUAAUUUUAGGUGGUCUAGUUAGCGAUAAUCUUGUUGUCGAUUUGAUUGAUCGAAAUUUAGAUAGGCCAGAAUGUAGACAAGGAUUCUUAUUGGAUGGUUUCCCUCGAACAGUACCACAAGCUGAAAAAGUAAAAUAUAAAAUAAUGAACUAAUUAUAUCUUAAAUAAUUUAUAAUAUUAAUAUAAAAAUAUACAUUUAGUUGGACACUCUUUUAGAAAAACGGAAAACCCAGUUGGACUCUGUAAUUGAGUUCAAUAUAAGUGAUAAUCUGUUAGUACGUCGUAUAACAGGUCGUUUGAUUCACCCAGCUAGUGGCCGUUCUUAUCAUGAUGAAUUUCAUCCACCAAAGGUUGAUAUGAAAGAUGAUGUAAGUUUGAUUUAAAAUAUAAUAUUGCUAAGUAUUAUUGUCUGUUGUCAAAUAUUUACUAAGCAAAUAAUGACUAAUCUAUAGGCGCCUUAAUUUUAAUUUAUCUCACAACACAAUAUUUAUUCAUAAGGUUGGGAUUUCUGUGCAAUUCACAACCUAGAAUAAUUUAUAUUAAAAACUGAAGGAAAGAUGACCCAAAAGCUAUUAUAUUUAUGAUAGUCUUAUUUCAAUAUUAAUUUUGUCUCUAUAAGUAGCUUUUUUCAAUUUUUGUAGUUUUAUUUUAUACAAUGUAUAUAUAAUAAAUGUUUGUAUUUCAAAAGCGUUCAUUAAUAAAUUAAUAUAAAUACAAUAAUGAAAAAGUUAUAUUUUAAACAUUUGUCUGUUCUUUUUAGUUAACUGGUGAGCCAUUAAUUCGCCGUAAUGAUGAUAAUGUAGAAGUUUUAAAAAAACGUCUUGAUGCGUAUCAUAAGCAAACAACUCCAUUAAUAGAUUAUUAUCAGAAAAAAGGUAUUUAUAAACUCUAAUUUAAUAAUUAUGAAUUACAAAAUAUUAUUAUUUAUUAUUUAGGAAUUCAUUCUAAAGUGGACGCCUCCAAGAGUCCUGGUGAAGUUUACAAAAUGGUUGAAAAUAUAUUUUUGCGUUGUUCAAAUUCAGCCAAUAAAGAUAGAGUAAUAUUUGUUUGAAACAUUCCAAUUUUGAACUUUGAUGUUUUAUAAUACAAACAUUUAAAACAUGUAAAAUUAUUGAAUUUUUCAUUUUCUCAUUAAGUUUUAAUAAAAUGAUCUGAAACCAUAAAACUAUAUUAGAAAAUGGCAUAUAUUUCUGUGCUCCCUUAUAUUAACCAAUAAUAAUUAUUUUAGGUGUAUAUAUAAACAAAACCAGUGAUUUUAAGAUGUAAGUAUGUAAAUUUGAAUAUUUACUAGGGAACUUAUCAGAUUUAAUAUUUUUUUGUAUUUCAUACAUAAUAUACAUGCAUAAACAAAAUUAAAAUAACAGUUUUUAAAAAAAAAUUGUUUAAUGUUUUCUAGUUAUCCAGAUUUAAAUUUGGUUAACUCUUUGGCUUUUAUUAUAUUACACAGUCCAUUUGUAUAUUUAUAUUUAGUAAUUAAAUCAUCAUUUCUUUAUGAAAUUAUUCCUUUUUUUCUACUAUUAUUUUUGUAUUUUAUACAGUAUGCUAUUUCUAACUAAUUUGGUAGUUGAAUAAAUAGUGUAUUUGUAUAUGUAUGUUAUCACUUAUUAUUUUGUCCCAGUAUUAAAUAAAGUAAUUGAAAAGGUUAGUGAAAAAUUAUAGUUUAUUUUUACUCUUCUUUUAUUUAUUUCUAAUAAACAUUAGUUUUAAAAACUACAAUAAAAAAAAAAGGAAAUUCCAUAAUAUUAAUGUUAACAAAUGUCUUAUUGUAGGCCUUUUUUUCUCAGUUAUUAGAUACUCUGUAUACUAGGUAUACAGUUGCUAUCAAUUUUAACUUUGAAUUUUAUUUAAUGAUUGUAGUGUUUUAAAUUAUAGUAGUUUUGUAAAACCAACUAGCCUUCAUAGUUGCUGAAAUAUUAAACAUAAAUAAAUUUAAAGUAAUUUGAAUUUUUGAGGACCUAAUAGGUACCUAUAUAAUAUACAUAUGGACAAAUUUGAGUGGUGAGAAAAAUAUUUGUAGAAAUUAAUUUAUUAAACUUUAUUGAGUAGAUAAGCCAUAUUUUAAUGUGCAGAUAGUAAUUUUUUAAAACCAUAAUGUGUAUAUUUUCUAAAUAUAAACAUAAAACAGUUAAAAGAAAAUAAAGUAUAUUAUACUUUUCUCUAGUAAAAAUGGAACUAAAAAAUAAAAGCAAUUGUGUGUGGAGUCAUAAAAUAAAGUAAUAAUUUAAAUCAAAAUAUAAUAUUUUAAAACCGAUAUGAAUUUUUACAUAGAACUGCACAUUGAAAAAUUGUACAUAUUUCAUAGUAUCUCAUGUAUAUAAAUGUAUAGAUUUGAAUAAUAAUUUAUAGUUUUAUUGCUCAAUAAUAAAAAUUAUCAUGUAUGUUUAAAUUAUUAUGAUAAAUUACUAAUUAACUAUUAUCAUUAUUAACUAUUAAUAAAUUAACUAUUAUUGAUUUAUCAACAAUUUGUAAAUGGCAUUUCCCAUUGGCUAUUUGCCAAUCAAUUUUUUACAUAAACCAAAUAAAUACUAUAAACUAGGUUUUUGAAGUGAUGUAGGUACACCAAUAUUUAUCAAUACCUAAAUAAUUAAGACUUAGAGAGAAUAAGAAGAUAUAUUUAUUAAUAUCUAUGUAGUAUCACUAGUAUCCCAUAGACUAUCAGAAUACAAUAGUACGUAACAAUCAUAAUAAUAAUAUUAUUAUUUAUCAUUAUGAAGGCAGUGUCACAUUUAGGGGUUAAACCCCCCAAUAUUUUUUCUAGUUCUAUUCAUUACUGAAGUAUCAUUAAAUAUUCUUGACAAAUGACGAAAUAUUUUAAAACUACUUUGAAAACUUCUAUUAUGGAUUAAUAAUUGGAGAUUACCAAACCAAAUAAUAUUAGGCUUAUAUAUAUAUAUUACACGAAUACAUUGUGUAUAUACAAAUAUAUAAAAUUAAUUAUACUGAUAUGGGAAAUUACUCAGUAAAUUUAAGUGUUAAAUUAGUUUUAAUUUAUUCAGACAAAUUGUUUAUACUUUAUUCCCAUCAUAAUUUUACUAUAAUUAAAAAUUUAAGUAGCAAUGCUAAGAUUCUUACAAGAAAAUUACAACUUAUGAGGUUUUAAGGUAUAUUAUAAUCAGAUAUAAAUUUAUGAUGAAGCUAUGUUAAUACUUGUGAAGAAAAAGUAUUACUAGGAGUUAGUACAGUCCCCCAAAAUAUGUCACUUGCCACUGUAUGAAGGUACCUAUUAUUUUAUAAAAAUUUAAAAUAAUAUAUAAUUAUUAUAUUCUAUUAUGCAUUACCUAAAAGAUACACAGAAUAUUAAAAACAAAGUUUACAGAUCAAAAUUGAUAGUCUAUGAAUAAAUCAUAAUAUUGUAUGAAACAAUUUAUUUUGUAUUGAUGUACAGGGAAAUUUUUUUUAUCCACUUUUAUACACUUAGUGUAAUGCAUAUCAAAAUUUCUAGAAAAAUAUUCUAUUUAAAUUUGUGUUCAAAUGCGGUUUUCCUAUUUGAAAAUCAAAAAUAUUUACUUAUUUAAGGUACAUGGAAUAGGGUUAAAAAAUUAAAAAUGGUUUUAAAAUAAAGCUUAUACGAUUCCAUAAUGAUUAGAAAAAACAGAAAUUAAAUUAAUUUAAAAAACUCCAAGAUAAUUGCUGAUUCAUAAUAAUAAAAUCACCCUGUACACAAAUUUAAUUACAAUACUACUGACAGUAUUUUAGUUUUUAUUUUAAUAUCAUAAAGAGAUUAGAUUUUUCUUCCUUAAACAUUAUUUUGUAUUCAAUGAUUUAAUAAAAAAAAUAUUUAAAUGAUUACAUUUAAUAUGUUUAUUAGAAUCAUUACCUGUGAACUAUAUUUAUAAUAUAUGUGUUUGGAAUCUAUUUGAGUAUUUAAUUAUUUCUUGAACUGUUACUAAUGUACUCACUUGAAAUUAAUGUUUGUGUAUUAAAGACAGUUAUAGGUGUAUAAGCAUAGGUACUUAAUAAUAAUAAAUUAUUAUGAAUUUUAAUCUAUAUAUUAUAAUAAUUUUAAUUUUAUAACCUGAACAGUAUAAUUACUUCAAAUACAAAUAUGCAUAAUAGGUGUAAUGUAAAAUGUAUACACGGCUAAACAUACAAAAUAUUAUAUAAUUAGGUAUAUGAUACAUAAUAUUUGUUUUACAAGUUAGGUGUAGGUACCUACUAAAUAAUAUAAUAAAUAUAAUAACAUAGAAUAACUAUACAAAUUAACAUGACAUGUGCAUGAACAUGAAUAUUAUAUUACAUGCUUAUAAUAAUUAUUUUAUUUUUUAAACAUUAUUUGGGAUUGUAGAAUCGCAUCGACAUACGCAGCAAGAAGGGAAUAAAAACCAAUCCAUAAAUAUUCCUUUGCAAUCGUUAUCGGGAUCAUAAGCCAAUAGCCUGUGCCAUUUGUAUUUUUGCUCGCAUCCGCAAUCUCCCGAACAGCGUGAAGUCAAAGUCUUGCUGAAAAAUAAAAAUGGUAAAACACCAUUAAGUUUUAUUUUAUUAUUGUCUGCUAAUCCCCUCUAAAAAGGUGUUCAAAAAAUAAUAUUUUCA
Cinara cedri is the source of this 5619-nucleotide messenger RNA. Lineage: Eukaryota; Metazoa; Arthropoda; Insecta; Hemiptera; Aphididae. The record is from the annotation of a GenBank genome assembly.